AUGGUUUGUGAGAGGGGUGGGAAGAAAGUAAGCAAGAAGAAAAAUGGUAAGCCAUAUGUUGGGAAGACCGGGAAAAAAUAUAAGACUAAAACAAGGAAGAUAAAUUGUCCUUUCAAGAUCGUCUUAAAGUGGAACAUAAAUGAAAAAGUUUUCAAAAUGAAUGAAGAUAUGGAUUGCCGUCAUAACCACCCACGUCCAAAGGAUCUUCAUGGACAUUAUAGAGACGGAAGACUAAAAGCUCAUGAAUAUGCGGAGGUAGAUAAAAUGACACGAGCACGUAUGGCACCCUCUAAAAUUCUUAGCAAGUUGAAGGCGGAUGAUAAGAAUAACAAGACUACGUUGCAACAAAUCUAUAACGCGAGAAGUACUUUGAGAAGAAAGGAUUUGCAAGGUAGGUUGGUGAUGCAACAAUUAUUGUGGUUGGCCCAAAAGAAUAACUAUGCUUGCCAAAAGAAAUUUGAUGAAUUUGGCCAUGUGACGCACCUUUUUAUUGCCCAUCCGGAAUGCGUAAAGUUGGUGUUAUGCUUCCCACAAGUUCUCAUAUUGGAUUGCACUUACAAGACCAAUAAGUAUGAGAUUCCCUUGAUGAACGUUGUUGGUCAUACGUCAACCAAGUCUCCUUUCACCGUUGCUUUUUGUUUUUUGCAUGAUGAGUUGAAAGAAAGCUAUGUAUGGGCAUUGGAACAAGUGAAGUUAAUCUUCCGGGAGGAUGCUCUACCAAAAGUCAUGGUAACCGACCAAGAGGCGGCAUUGAUGUUUGCCAUCAGGAAGGUAUUUCCGAACGCGCAAAACUUUCUUUGUACCUUUCAUGUAUGGAAUAAUGUUAGGAAGAAAUGCCAAGGGAUAAUCCAACCGCUCAAGUUGAAAGAGCUAGAGAAGAUUGCUACAUUACCGGAUGGAGAACGAGAAGUGAAGAAGAAAGAAUUCAGGAAAUCAUAUGAGGCUAAUGAAAGGAUGUGGGCAUGUUUCCACAAUGAUUGGGAAUCUUUGACUUGGUCCAUCACCGAAGAAGUGUAUGAAGAAAAUGUUGCAAAGCUCAUUGCGAAUUGGGGCGUCAAAUACCCGGAAAUCAUUAUAUAUUUACGCAAGCAAUUCUUGGAUACCAAUGCACAUAGAUUUGUUAGUGCAUUUAAAAACCACCACAAGCACUUCGACAACCAAGCUACAAGUAUGGUAGAGUCGGCUCACUAUCGUUUGAAGAGGAAUCUAUUUGGGUGCGUGGACACGUUCGUCACGGUGUUUGACGCAAUGGAAGACUAUUUCAUGAGUGACGUUAUAAGAAUUGGAACAUUAUUCGAAAAAAGUAUAAUGAUGAAGCAUGAUGAAUUCCCGGAUGUUAAGUGGCUUCGGGGACUAACCAUAGGGUCUCUCAUUUUUACAUUACACUUAUAA
Papaver somniferum (opium poppy) is the source of this 1392-nucleotide messenger RNA. RefSeq names its product protein FAR1-RELATED SEQUENCE 5-like. NCBI's taxonomy places the organism in Eukaryota, Viridiplantae, Streptophyta, Magnoliopsida, Ranunculales, Papaveraceae. The record is from RefSeq and is a predicted model, not a curated record. Gene Ontology annotation, biological process: regulation of DNA-templated transcription. The transcript has a single exon. Bases 1 to 1392 code for a protein of 463 amino acids.